This is a messenger RNA of Cucurbita moschata (crookneck pumpkin), 2053 nucleotides long. Its product is annotated as probable serine/threonine-protein kinase PBL25. The transcript has 5 exons. Gene Ontology annotation, molecular function: protein kinase activity; ATP binding. The record is from RefSeq and is a predicted model, not a curated record. Bases 431 to 2053 code for a protein of 540 amino acids. Gene Ontology annotation, biological process: protein phosphorylation. Lineage: Eukaryota; Viridiplantae; Streptophyta; Magnoliopsida; Cucurbitales; Cucurbitaceae.
UGUGGUUCCAAUGAAAAAAAUGGGUAAAGAAUUCCAUUCAAAUCUCCCCAUAUUUCUCGAUCCUCAAAACCCCAAUUCUUUCUCUUUCUCUUUCUCUUUCCCCCCCAAAAUUGUUGUAUUGUAUGUUCCACAAUCCCAUGGCCUCUUCUUUAAUCCUAGUUUUGUUGGUGUCUCCUUCCCCAAACUCCCUCCCCCCCAUCGCCUCUGGCCGGGUCCUUCAAUAACCUUGGAGGACCCCGUGUCCUCCUUCCCCUUCCUUCCCCCCACCCGCCCAUUUCCAUCGAACUGCUUUUCUUCUUCUUCUUCUUCGAAUCCCCUGUGCUCCUUGAUUCUUCUGCUCUUUUUUGGGCUCUGUUUUUGUUUUGUUUUUUUUGUAUUAUUUUUUGUUUGUUUCCAGAUUUGAAGAAAGGAGUCUGAAAAGUCAGGAACAAUGAGCUGCUUUCCGUGUUUCUCGUCUCAGAAGAGCAAGAAAGGAAUCGAUAAGAACGGCAAUGACAAUGCUUCCUCAUCCUCCUCCGGCCACCGCACUCCUCCUCCGCCCCCCAAGUCCCCUGAGACUACCACACCGAAGCCUCCUGAGGAAGUCAAGGACAAACCACAAGAAGGUGAAAAAAUAGAUGCCCAAAGCUUCACUUUCCGGGAGCUAGCCACUGCUACAAAGAAUUUCCGUCAGGAAUGUCUUUUGGGCGAAGGUGGAUUUGGGAAAGUCUUUAAGGCUACCCUACAAAGUGGCCAGGUGGUGGCUGUGAAGCAGCUGGAUAGAAAUGGGCUACAAGGAAACAAGGAUUUUCUUGGUGAGGUCAACGAAUUGAGCCUUCUAAGCCAUCCAAAUCUUGUGAAGUUCAAUGGAUAUUGUGCAGAUGGAGAUCAAAGGAUUUUGGUCUAUGAAUAUAUGCCAGGAGGUUCUUUGGAAGAUCGUCUCUUUGACAUAAAAGAGGAUCAAAAGCCAUUGGAUUGGUUUGUUCGUAUAAAGAUAGCAUCAGGAGUUGCAAAAGGAUUGGAAUACCUGCAUGAUCAAGCAGAUCCUCCCAUAAUAUUUCGUGAUUUGAAGUCAUCAAACAUCUUGCUAGACGAGGAUUUCAAUCCAAAGCUUUCUGAUUUCGGGCUCGCAAAGCUCGGCUCUGGCGGUGAUAAGUCACCGUUGCCAUCGAGGGUCAUGGGCACCUAUGGCUACUCUGCUCCUGAAUACACAAGUGGUGGACAACUCACUUCCAAGUCUGAUAUUUACAGCUUUGGAGUUGUGAUGCUUGAACUCAUUACCGGAAGAAAAGCCGUUGACACUACAAAGCCACAUAACGAGCAGAAUCUUGUUACUUGGGCACAGCCAUUUUUCCGAGAUCCAAAGAGAUUUCCAGACCUGGCCGAUCCACUCCUCGGGCGAUUGUUCCCGGAGAAAGAUCUGAAUCAGGCCGUUGCCGUCACCGCCAUGUGUCUGCAAGAGGAAGCAGAAGUCCGUCCUCUGAUCGCCGACGUCAUGACGGCUCUCAGUUUUCUUUCCACAGUUCCAGACGAGAAUCUCACUCCACUCCCUUAUCCACCGGAACCCGAGCCUGAGGAGGAGGAGGAGGAGGAUGAUGCAGGCGACGAUUACUCUUCAGAAUCUUCGGAUUCCGAUACCGAAUCUCGAAAAAUCGGAAAAGGAGACAAAGACGGCGCAUCUGCAAAUUUCACAAGCGCAAGAAACCACGACUCAGAUACCUCAGAUGAUGAAGAUGAACAAAAAGACAAUUCCAGCAAGAAGAAACCUAAAAACAAAGACUCUGAACAGAAACGAGUGGUGUUCAAAGACGACGUACAGCCAAAUCACAGCAGAAAAAACAGCUCCUCAUCGAGCGAUGGAGGCUCUUCACCUAGAAGCAGCAACGCAUCAGAAAAUAGAAGAAACGACAGCAGAGAUUCAUCUUUCAAACUGCAAAAAGAAGCUUCGGAUAUUGUAAAUAGUACCGAUUCUACAUUAGAGCAUAAGAGCAGUAGGGAAUCGAAAUCUGGCGAAGGUCAAAACAACUACAGCAGCGAUUCCGACGGCGGCUCUAAACAUGACGGCAAAGAUUGA